AUGGAAGCACAACUGAAAUCUCUCAAGGUCGUCGACCUCAAGGGCAUUCUUUCCAGGUCCUCUGUCCAAGUCCCGGCUAGAGCUACAAAAAGUGAGCUGAUUGCCAAAAUCACUCAGAGUCCAGAGGCCAUCGCCGUCUUCCACCAGCUUCACUCCCAGUCCGGCGACUCUGUACCCCUUGUUCCAGACCCAGAGCCAACAGCCGUCCCCACUUUUCCCACUCCCGACCCUACCACUACCACUACAAAUCCAGCAAGUCCACCUAAAGCGAAACCCGCGUCUUCAGCAGCCGCUCCGCAGCCUACUUCCCAGCCAUCAGCCGAGGGUAAUGAGGACCUUGAGAAACGAAAGGCUCGGGCAGCUCGCUUCAAUAUCCCUCUGGUAGAGAAGCCAGCACCUAAAGCAGCAUCGAAGCCAGCACCCAAGUCAGCCAAGAAGACUACUAUAACUCCUGCCGAGGAUACGGAGAAACUCAAGGCUCGCGCAGAAAGAUUCGGCCAGUCCGUCAAGAAUGACACGACUACUGCCAAAGCUGGUCAGAAGCGCAGCUCGCCCACAGAACCAGCUGAUGCUGAAGAACUCGAGAGAAGAAAGAAGCGCGCCGAGCGUUUUGGUCUUAACGCUAGUUAAACUGUGGAAAGAUGUCCACGUCUGUAAUUUAACGCCCAUCCGCUAGAGGACCCUCGAGACGCUCUGUUAUGACAAGUGUUGAUAAUCCAUCCAUAAUUAUUUGACUG
This is a messenger RNA of Coniophora puteana RWD-64-598 SS2, 737 nucleotides long. RefSeq lists its product as uncharacterized. Gene Ontology annotation, cellular component: nucleus. NCBI's taxonomy places the organism in Eukaryota, Fungi, Basidiomycota, Agaricomycetes, Boletales, Coniophoraceae. The coding region runs from base 1 to 630 and encodes 209 amino acids. The transcript is spliced from 6 exons. The record is from RefSeq and is a predicted model, not a curated record. Gene Ontology annotation, biological process: poly(A)+ mRNA export from nucleus.